CUCGAGCGGUUUAACGGAGGCAGGUACCGUCUGGCUACUUAACCGCGGGUUGGUGGAUUCAUUCCGCUGUGAAACUGGCUACUGAACACAUGAAAUCUCCAGUAAUGCGAUGCCAAAGCAGCUUGUUAAACUCCAGAAGAGCGCUGUCUGAUCUGACGGAACUUCUUCAGUUCAGCACCUCACCAUCUUUACUUUCCACUUGAUGAUAAUCUCUCCGGGGGUCGUGCCAGGUGCGCCUUUCCCUUGUCUGCCUCUCACGUCUCUCGCAUUGAAAGUUUUGGGCUUUUUUUAAAAAAAAUCUUUAAAAAGUGGACAUGAAUAACACCUUCUUCAACCAAACGGAGGGAGGACUGCUCAACAAGACGGAGGAGUUUUUCUGCUGCAACUUUUCAUCCGUGGUGACUGAUAAUGGCUUUGUGGCCGCCGCUCCGGAUGAGAGGAGCCUCUUCAUCAUGAGAGUGGUCCAAAUAGCCGUCAUGUGCGUAUUGUCCCUCACGGUGGUGUUUGGCAUAUUUUUCUUGGGUUGCAACCUUCUCAUAAAGUCAGAGGGGAUGAUUAACUUUUUAGUAACGGACAGGAGACCAUCAAAAGAAACGGAGGCGGUCAUUGUCGGAGCCUACUGAUUGACGAGGACCUUUGCAUUAUGAUUUGAAUCAGAUCUGAUGUCUGCUGGGGGCAGAAUGGAGACAAUGCGACGAUCAACUGUCUAAAGAGGCCCCUGUUUUCAUGUUGGUAUUUAGGGGGGGAAAAAAUGGUCACCUUGCUGGAGGUAACUGAACCCUGCUGGUGACUGAGGCUUCACCUCAUUUUUGUGGCUUUGUAAUGCCAACAAAGACUCAUUCAUCUCCAAGAGGUAUAGAGCGUUUUAAGCCUCCUUGUUUAUAAAGUAUUCAGUCAAGCACUGUUGUAAUUUCAGUAGUUGGAGCACCCUUUGUCAAGUAGCAUCCUUUGUCAUCUAAGUGGCAAAGUCUGAAUGGAUGCUGCCCCCCCAUAAAAACCCUCUCAUAUUGCUAAUGCGAUGGGGAAAAUAAUGUUCAACAUGUACUGUAUGUUGUAUGUGUUUUUGCAUACAACGUGCAAUAUAUUUCUGAGUGUAUUUUUCUGGAUUUCCCUGGUGAUAACUGUAUGAGUGUCUGCGGGGGCGGUGGAGUGAGCCCAACAUGCCCUGUAUAUUGUUAAUUGGAAUAAAUUCAUUCUGUAAUUAAAGUUUUCCUCAUU
Scatophagus argus is the source of this 1218-nucleotide messenger RNA. RefSeq names its product reprimo, TP53 dependent G2 arrest mediator candidate a (gene rprma). The coding region runs from base 315 to 623 and encodes 102 amino acids. The transcript has a single exon. The record is from RefSeq and is a predicted model, not a curated record. NCBI's taxonomy places the organism in Eukaryota, Metazoa, Chordata, Actinopteri, Scatophagidae.